Molecule: messenger RNA, 315 nt
Organism: Talaromyces stipitatus ATCC 10500
Lineage: Eukaryota; Fungi; Ascomycota; Eurotiomycetes; Eurotiales; Trichocomaceae
Exons: 1
Source: RefSeq, a predicted model, not a curated record
GCAACGAAUUCGUGCAGUGGUGGCUUCAGACUGAUUUUGGGAAAAAGAGACAGAUAUCUUGGGAUGCAAAACGAGCUGCAAACUGCUGGAAAAACUUUGAUCAAGUAGCGUUUGAAAAAGAUGGAAAGCCUGGGGUUAUGUGCCAUCAAUGUCGGAAGGUGCUUGAUCACCCUGCGUCGGCUCACUCAGGGACAUCUUCAAUGAACAAGCAUUAUAAUGGGAUAAAUUGCCGGAAAGCUGCCUUAGCUACAGGAAAGAAACCAAACAUUAAGCUUGCAUUGGAGCAUGCGGUAUAUCCAAGACCUGACUUUGACA